Ceratitis capitata (Mediterranean fruit fly) is the source of this 764-nucleotide messenger RNA. RefSeq names its product calcium load-activated calcium channel. NCBI's taxonomy places the organism in Eukaryota, Metazoa, Arthropoda, Insecta, Diptera, Tephritidae. Gene Ontology annotation, biological process: endoplasmic reticulum calcium ion homeostasis. The transcript has 4 exons. Gene Ontology annotation, cellular component: endoplasmic reticulum; endoplasmic reticulum membrane; cytoplasm. The coding region runs from base 124 to 675 and encodes 183 amino acids. The record is from RefSeq and is a predicted model, not a curated record. Gene Ontology annotation, molecular function: calcium channel activity.
UCCGUCGUAGCCCAAGUAUUAAUGCUUAAAUGACUUAAAUCAAUGAUGAUCAUCUUUGGUUAAAUUGCCAAACUGGUGCAAUCAUUUGAUAAGAGUCAUCAAAAUUAAUUUAAAAUUGUAAAUAUGUGGAGUGAUACGAUUCUGAUAGUUUUCAUUUCUAUUUGCACUGCUCUUUUGGGGGAAGGUCUUACUUGGGUAUUGGUUUACCGAACUGAAAAAUACCAGAAGCUUAAAGGAGAAGUUGAGAAACAGAGUAAAAAAUUGGAGCGACGCAAAGAAAUUCAUGGAGAAUCGCUUGAUAAAUCGCAGAAGAAAAAAAUUGAGCGGGAUGAAGAGAAACUGAAAAACAAUAAUCGGGAUUUAUCGUUGGUAAAAAUGAAAUCUAUGUUUGCGACUGGUUUUGCUUUCACUGCACUUCUCAGCAUGUUCAACAGCAUCUUUGAUGGACGCGUCGUAGCGCAGCUACCUUUCACUCCCAUCUCGUGGAUACAGGGCUUGAGUCACAGGAAUUUAUCUGGCGAUGAUUAUACGGAUUGCUCAUUUAUCUUUCUCUAUAUUCUCUGCACAAUGUCAAUUAGGCAAAAUAUACAAAAGCUAUUGGGAUUCGCACCCUCCCGAGCAGCAAGUAAACAAGGUGGUGGCCUGUUUGGACCCACGCCAGGACAGUUUAAAUGAGAAUAUAUAUACAAAUUUUAUGUAAAUUACACUAAAAAUUUAAUAGAAUUAUGUAGUUUUUAAUAAAAAUAAGCUACACAAAAAUAGUA